Molecule: messenger RNA, 1637 nt
Organism: Triticum dicoccoides
Lineage: Eukaryota; Viridiplantae; Streptophyta; Magnoliopsida; Poales; Poaceae
Product: inositol-tetrakisphosphate 1-kinase 3-like
Exons: 10
Coding region: 159-1214 (351 amino acids)
Biological process (GO): inositol trisphosphate metabolic process
Cellular component (GO): cytoplasm
Molecular function (GO): inositol-1,3,4-trisphosphate 5-kinase activity; inositol-3,4,5,6-tetrakisphosphate 1-kinase activity; inositol-1,3,4-trisphosphate 6-kinase activity
Source: RefSeq, a predicted model, not a curated record
CUCUCUCUUCCUCCUCCCCUCUCCCUCUCUCUCCACACGGCGCCCUCACGCGCACGCACACACAUACACCUGUCUCCGCCUCCGCUCCGCUUGUUCCCGAGUGCGCUCGCCGCAUUCCGAUCCCGCCGGCCAAUUGGUUCGGCGCCGGCGCGGGGGCGAUGGUGUCGGGCGGGUGCGUGGGGACGGAAGGGGGCGCGGAGCCGGAGGAGUCCGCGGCGGCGGCGGCGGUAGCGGCCGAGGAGGUGGUGGCGGCGACGGCGCCCGCGCGCGCCAGGGAGCUGGUGGUCGGGUACGCGCUCACGUCCAAGAAGGCCAAGAGCUUCCUCCAGCCCAAGCUCCGGGGGCUCGCCAGGAAGAAAGGCAUUCAAUUUGUUGCAAUUGAUCAAAAGCUCCCGCUGUCAGAUCAAGGCCCUUUUGAUGUUAUUCUGCAUAAGUUGACUGGAAAGGAGUGGCAACGACGGUUGGAGGAAUAUAGAGAGACACACCCAGAAGUUACUGUUCUUGACCCACCAGGUGCCAUAGAACAUUUGCUGAACCGCCAAUCUAUGCUUCAAGAAGUUUCUAAACUGGACCUUGCGGAUUGUCAUGGUAAAGUUGGUGUUCCGAAGCAGCUCUUUGUUAACACAGACCCACUGUCAAUACCAGCUGCGGUUAUGAGGGCUGGGCUAUCGCUUCCUCUAGUGGCGAAGCCUCUGGUGGCGAAGUCUCAUGAGUUGUCUCUUGCUUAUGACGCAGCUUCCUUGACGAAGCUUGAGCCUCCGUUGGUUCUUCAGGAAUUUGUUAACCAUGGCGGUGUCUUAUUUAAGGUCUACAUUGUUGGAGAUGCAAUUAGGGUAGUGCGUAGGUUUUCACUGCCUAACGUGGAUGAGGGUGAUCUAUCAAACGCCGGAGUGUUCCGGUUUCCGAGGGUCUCUUGUGCUGCAGCCACUGCGGAGGAUGCAGAUCUUGACCCCCAUGUUGCUGAACUUCCUCCAAGGCCACUGCUUGAGAUAUUGGCAAGAGAGCUGCGGCGCCGACUGGGUCUUAGACUGUUCAACAUAGAUAUGAUCAGAGAGCAUGGGACAAGGGAUCGGUUUUAUGUUAUAGACAUGAACUAUUUUCCUGGGUAUGGUAAGAUGCCUGGAUACGAGCAUGUUUUCACCGACUUCCUGCUGAGCCUAGACCAGCAGAAGGAGUUCAAGCGACGACCGGGCUAUACCUCGGGCGAGGGGUGAAGAGUCGAGACCGACCAACUUCCCUCUGACCUUUGCCAGUAUGUUGUCUCUUCGCAUUCGCUGUGUGUACAAAUGAAUGUGCAUAUCAGGAGGAGAAGGAUCAUCUCAUCUCAUCUGUGGUAGAGUUGGGCAUCAGCAGUAGCGAUGAUAAGGCAGCAGCGAGGACUGUGUUGAACUGUAAUUAUUAAUCCGCAUUUUGGCGCAACUGUGUUCUCUUCAUGUUCUCGAAUAAUCUCGUUCGGCCUAUCAAUGGAAUCGAGCGGGUAUCUCAAAAUUAAACUCAGGUGUAGAACAAUCCACGCAAAUUUCCCUACCGUUUGUGCGAGGAAGAACAGCAUACUACUCGUUCCUAGGCUUGUAGCGCGCCUUCUUCGCCCUGACUAUGUAUGUCUGAAGCUUCUGUGGUGACACAAUGUCAAGGUA